This is a messenger RNA of Penaeus monodon (black tiger shrimp), 1883 nucleotides long. Its product is annotated as chromobox protein homolog 1-like. Gene Ontology annotation, cellular component: pericentric heterochromatin; nucleus. Gene Ontology annotation, biological process: chromatin organization; negative regulation of transcription by RNA polymerase II. Lineage: Eukaryota; Metazoa; Arthropoda; Malacostraca; Decapoda; Penaeidae. Gene Ontology annotation, molecular function: chromatin binding. The record is from RefSeq and is a predicted model, not a curated record.
UGCGAAGGCGACGCGACGCCAUUACGGCUCCUGCGCAGGCGGCGAGAGGCGAGGCGCUCACGGUAAAUGUCGCUCUGUUGGCUCGCUAGGCUACCCCACUAACCCGCAGCGCCGACGCCGCGGACCAGAGACGAAGGCGCAGCACAGGCAGGGCACGAGACCCGCCGCCCGUCGCCGCCCGCCCGGCGCCCGAGCCCAUGGGCGAGUCAAACACAAUGCCAAAGAAGAAGGAUGCUUCUCCUGAGCCAUAUUCGGUGGAAAAGAUUUUGGACAAGAGAGUCAGAAAUGGUAGAGUAGAAUACUACCUGAAGUGGAAAGGUUAUGGCGAUGAAGACAACACUUGGGAACCUGAAUCUCAUCUUGAAUGUCCAGAACUAAUAGCUGAAUUUGAGGACAGAAGAAAGAAAGAUGAUGCGAAAAAGAAAGAGGAGAAGAAGCGGAAAGCCCAGACAUCUGAUGAUCCGUCUAAAAAGAAAACCAAGAAGGCUGUGGAAGAGGACAGUCGACCCAGAGGAUUUGAUCGUGGACUUGAAGCUGAAAGAAUUAUAGGGGCAACUGACUCCAGUGGAGAGUUGAUGUUCCUAAUGAAAUGGCGAGGGACAGAUGAAGCGGAUUUAGUACCAGCAAGGCAGGCAAAUGUUCGUUGUCCACAAGUCGUCAUCAAAUUCUAUGAAGAGAGGCUUACCUGGCACUCUUCAACCAAUGAUGAGGAAGAAGGCAAUCAUGAGGCUGAUUAGAUUUUAUUUUUUUAAUGUUAAGACCUCUCUUCUUCUUUCAAGUAGGCCGUUAUCUAAGGGAUCUUAAUGGACCUUAAUGAUGUACUAGUUAGUAUUUAGAUAUAAGUAGGAGAGUAAAGUACAUGUGUCUUCAUCAAUUUACUUUAAAGAAUAGGAGUAGGAUCAUCUGAUAAUCACUUAUACCUGCGAGUUCCAGGAGUCAUUUUUAUAUAAAAUCAUAAUAUUGCUUUUCCUUAUUUUUGCAAGUAGAGAUUUUUUGUAAUAGGUCUGAAAAUAUUUUUUAUUUUCAAGUCAAGUGUGGAAUAUAGAUUGUACAACCAUUUCACUUAAGGGUCCAUGUCGUGUAAUUUUUUUGUUUCAGUGAUUGUAGAGUAAUUGGCUUGAGGGUUUUCUGUAAACCUGUGUAUUUUUUUUUUUCCCCUUUCCACUUAUAUAUAGGUGUUGCAAAGUAAAUUUUUAUUUUAUAUUAUAAUUUUGUCUUCCCUUUUGAAAUCUAUAGUCAUACCAAUCUCAACUGUAAAACAAUAUGAAAUGUUACCAUGUAUAUUUUCCAUGUUUCGUUAGGUUGAUUAUUUUGCAUUUGUUCCUAAUGACCAUUUCCCAAGCAAGUAUGUGAGUGCAGGAAGCAUGUUUGUUUCUCUUGGUGCUCUGCUUUCCAGUGUUAAAAUUCCUUCCUCUUCCAUUAAAGAGAAAAUUUGGCCAACUCAAGGAAUUAGUCCCAUAAAAAGUAGGUGGCACUGAAACAAGUAUGCCUGGAAGUACCUCUCUAUAGAGAUGUUACUUAGAUGGAGAUAUAUAUUUUAUUUUACUAAAAAGUAAUCCAUGGAGCUUACUAGGCCAGGAAGUUAUUUUUUCUGUGCAAAUAUGCUGGAAAUGUAACUCACUCUUUUUUAUGUAAGGAAAGUGUAUGAUUUAACAAAGGAUUUGUGCAUUGAGCAUUUUAUGUGAAGUCCAUUGUUUUCAUUUCAUUGUACAGUUUGUUUUAUUGAAGAAAGAGUCUGCUAGAGUAACCGUCCUCUCCAUCGACAUGUUACAUCUAUUAUGGAGAGGUUCUAGUGUUUUAGUCCCCUUGUAGCCACAGUACAAAAGUGGUUCUCUAGUUGACAUCAUUAGUUUAUUGCUUGGAAAUAAAGUAGUUAGUCUCUC